Cylicostephanus goldi is the source of this 179-nucleotide messenger RNA. NCBI's taxonomy places the organism in Eukaryota, Metazoa, Nematoda, Chromadorea, Rhabditida, Strongylidae. The record is from the annotation of a GenBank genome assembly.
AUGUUGCACAAAGGAAUUCAGAAAUACGACACAAUUUGGGACAAACUUGUAUUCAACAAGAUGCGUCAAGUUCUUGGUGGUCGCGUUCGCAUGUUGACAACUGGAGGUGCCCCGGUAAUUCCAGCAGUGAUGGAUUUUACCCGAAUAGCAUAUGGCUGCCCACUUGUUGAAGGGUAAGU